AUGGCCCGCAUGAUCGAGAUUUUCGAGGACAACCCACGCCUCGACAACAUGAACGAGAUAUCACUCCUAUCGGAAAUCAGCACCGAGGAAGAAUAUCGUAAGAUCCUUACUGCAUUUUCCAACGCCAUGAUUACGGGCACGGAAGAUGGCACAAUCAUACAUCAAAAGCUGCUGGAAAACUUUACAACUGUCCUCCAUCGUGCCAAGUCUACCCUCACUGCUGAAAACGCAGGCCAUGGGAUGGUUUUAGAUAGCCUUAGACGGAGACUAGACAGUGCCGUGCGGGACGCAGCGUUGGAGACCCAAUAUCACAUAGUCUGCAGGAUUAGAUGCGUUAUUGACUCUAUGGUUGACCUCCGUGUAGGUGGUAUUGAUCGAGUACAACUACGUGAACCACUCUUGGUGCAGCUUGACAGUCUCAGCGAGCACCCCGAACUGCGUCUAGCACAGGCUUCUCGUUAUGCUUACUUGGGCCUCCUCAAUAUUGCCAAUAACGAAAAUAUAUGGGAAAGCUUCCGCCGCAACAGCUGGAUUAUGCUUCAAGCGACGGCCAAUGUUGCUGGCGCGGUUGCAACCUUAGAUCCUUCCAAGGUUACAGACGCAGUCCCAAGUAUCUUCAAGAUGCUUGAGCUGUUCAAGCAGAUAGUUAAUACAGGAAGGGAGCUGGUUUAUCUCUCCCGUGGAGGCCAUGCUGCAUUUACAGAAGCGAUGAGGUCGGCUAGAAGGAAAAAUUCGUAUAUUGUUCUUCAUUACACAGAAAUGUUAGUUGAGGCAAGGGCGUUUCGAAUGUUAAAAGCUCUCUUGGAAGACAAACUUUGUGAUGACCAUGACACUUUCCUCUGUGGUGUUUAUGCUCAGCUUGAGCAACUGUGGGUUAAGGGAGAUGAACCCACCAGGUGGAACGUGGAGGAAGUGGUCGAAUCAACUCUGCCGAGAUCCUUGAAAAGCAAGCGCACGAUGAAAUGGGUCAAUGUAGUUGGGACGACCAUGAAUAAACCCAAAUGGACAAAUCAUAAAGUCAAGUCACGUUUUUCAAAAUUGGCCUUUUUGGGUAAUAAGGGAGAGUGCCAGCCGCAGAUGCAGCUUCAGGUAUUUGCUGGGAACACAAACUCCAACGGAGGGAUGCACACAAAACUAUUGGAAGCUGCAUGGAAAAGCUGCGAUGAAGCCAAAAGGCUCAGUGCUGAUAUCAAGCUCACCCAAUAUUAUGAGACAGGAGGUCGUCUUGAAAUCAUCCGGUUGUCAGGAGCGCAGUUAAAGAUGGACAAAUGUUACAUCAAUCUUUCAAUUAUUGAAUCUAAAGACAUGGAAUCUCAGAACGGUAUAAAUCCUAACAAGCCCAAUCUUCGAGAUUCAGAAUUCUCAAUUUUCUAG
This is a messenger RNA of Aspergillus caelatus, 1374 nucleotides long. RefSeq lists its product as uncharacterized. The coding region runs from base 1 to 1374 and encodes 457 amino acids. The record is from RefSeq and is a predicted model, not a curated record. NCBI's taxonomy places the organism in Eukaryota, Fungi, Ascomycota, Eurotiomycetes, Eurotiales, Aspergillaceae. The transcript has a single exon.